Nematocida minor is the source of this 840-nucleotide messenger RNA. RefSeq names its product syntaxin 1B/2/3. Gene Ontology annotation, cellular component: membrane. Gene Ontology annotation, biological process: vesicle-mediated transport. The transcript has a single exon. The record is from RefSeq and is a predicted model, not a curated record. Lineage: Eukaryota; Fungi; Microsporidia. The annotation marks the transcript as partial.
AUUGGUCAGUGUGUUUACAAGAGAGGAGAGAUCUUUUGCAGUAUGUCCGAGCUGUUAGAGUUUCUGAAUAGAGCCAAAACAACAAACGAGACCAUUUCAGGUCUUUUUGAGUGUGUUACAGUUGCUGAUGCGCUUAAGAACAAGGCGCGAAUGACAGAAGAGAGCCAGCUGCAGCAGAUAGCAGAGGCAAUGGAGAACCUCUACAAAGACUUCAAAGUAAGAGCAUCAAGCAUCCGGGAAGAGCUGGAAAAAAUGAAAAAAGAAAAUGACGUGCACUUGGACAGACAUGGAUUUGACAGAGGGUUUGCAACGCGAAAUAACUUUAUGCAGAAUCUUCUACGGAGACUUUCUCUCGUGAUACAGGACUUUGGAAGAGUGCAGGGAGGGUUUGCAGUGAGCCAAAAAGAGAGAAUGAGAGAGCAGUAUUUAAUAGCCAUGCCAGAGGCCACGGAGGAAGAGCUUUCCAGCCUGGAUGAAAAAGAGAAGGCAAAAGUGCUCCUGCAGUCUGCAUUCACUCUGGGCAGCAAAACAGCAAAAGAAGCGCUGAUCCUUGCAGAGAAGCGAAGAAGCUCGAUUGAAAACAUUCUGGAGGGCAUUUCAGAAUUAAAAGACCUAGCAGAUGAUUUCUCUACGAUUGUAAGGAUCGACUCGUGCGACAUGGACAAGGUGCAUCUGGGCGUGCAGUGCGCGAAUACACAGGCAAAAUCAGCGCACACUGUUAUCAAUAAAUCGUCAAGAAGAAAAAUAAGAAUAAAGAAGGCAAAGAAAACAGCAACUCUUUUUCUUGCUCUUCUUUCGUUCACUAUUUUGCUGAUUGUAGUGUGCAGGAUAGCUAAUUGA